AGUUGAGAAUAAUGUUAAACUAUGAGGACCAUGACGUGGCUUUGAGGGAAUGAGGUGAUGACGUGUGCUGUAGUGUCUAUUAGAGUAGGGCAAAAAGCAAUGUCAGUAUGCCAUUUGGACUGUUCAAGAAGGACAAGCCUGCCGCCAUGAGUGACAAAGAGCAGCGGGCCAGGCUGGGCCUCAAGGUGGUGAUGGCCCAGCAGAACCCCGAGCCGGUGUACGACCUCACCGACUGUGCCAUGGUGGAGCUGCCGCCCGACACCUUUGUCAUGUGCAGGCUGCUGCAGAAGACGAGCCUCCUCCUCCAGAACAACUUGCUGUCCGUGCUGGAAAAGGGAGGCAAGCUUAACGAGCUGGAAGCGCUGGAAGUCUUGGACAUCUCCCACAACAAGCUCCACCACCUCCCUGAUGCCAUCAACAAGCUGAAGAGACUCAGAGUUCUUAGAGUUACCCACAACAAGCUUAAGACUUUGCCCACUUCUUUAAGUGAACUGUCAAAAUUGCAAGAGCUUUAUCUCUCUUCAAAUAGAUUUUCUAAAGUGCCUCUAAGUAUUUGUGCCUUGCCUAAGCUGCGAGUUUUGUCCCUCACCGAAAAUAAUAUCACUGCACUGCCAAAGGAGUUCUGUGAGCUGCAGAAAAGCCUGUGCAAUCUGGAGCUUGAUGCUGCCAAGAUGGUGUCCCCGCCAGCGUCAGUGGCUGCUGAGGGCGUGGAGGCCAUCAUGCAGCACCUGUGCAAGGAGCAUGGGGUGGAGUACUGUGGCCUCAGCCAGCAGGACGACGAGGACGUCGCCUCUCCUCCCUCCUCGGCCAAGUCUGACACCUCAGCUGCAGACGAGGCUUUGUUCAACUACCUGAUUCGCAAAGAUGAGAAGGUCAAGGCCCAAAUGGCUGUUGAGGAGGAGUUCCAGGCCAGGGAACAGGAGCAGCUGGCACACAUGCUUCAGGAGGUGACCACCAACAAGCAGCAGCUCCUGGAGGAAAUACUACAGACGCCGACAGAAGCUUUGGAUUAUGAGCGGAAGAAGCGCGAACUGCUGCGGGAACAGUGUAACCUGGAGGAAAACAUGCGAGCCGAGCAGGCCGAGCAGCUGGAGCAGUACAUAGCCUCAUCCAGCAACAAGGAAGCCUUGAUAAAUGACCUCACCACUCAACAAGCAAACCUGGACCUGGAGGUGGAAGGCUUAGUGUCGGCCAAGGAAAAGGAACGGCAGUCCCUGCUGAGGGACCUGACCACCUUGGAGAAAGACACGACUGCUGCCGUGCAGGAGCUCCUCUCUGUGGCGGCCGCACGGAGGAGUGAGGAAUUCAUGGCUCUGCUCCAGGACCAGGAGAAGGAGAUGCAGUCCCUCCUGUCAGGCAUCGCCGAGGCUGCGGCAGAGCUGAGGCGCUCCGAAGUGGUGGACGCCAUGAAGCAAGUGUUGAUAGAGGAGGCAGCCGCCGAACAGCGGCGGCAGGCCGUGCACGAGGAGCAGGGGGCCCGGGUGUGUGCCCUGCUGCAGGACACUGACCUGGUCAACUCUCACCUGCAUGGGGUGCUGACCACUCGCCUGGCAGACAAGGAGGAGUGGACCUCCACGCUGCUCAAGGACGAGCAGUGCCAAGAAGCUGCCUUCAAGCUGCUGCUCCUCAAGUGUGACCUCAAGAGAAACAACAUCCUCAGACAGAUUGGCCAGAUCGAGUACGAGCUGGCCCGCCUCUCGUCCCUGGAGGUGCGCAAGAAGAAGCACGGCAUCAAGUAUGGGUCCAGCACCAUGCUGGACCAGCGCAUCACCCUGGUGGGCCUGCUCAAGUGUCUGAUGAAGGAGAAGAGUGAGCGGGAGGCGCAGCUCACUGCCUGGCUGGCCCAGCUGCAGGACAUGCGCACCGGCAGCCAGGAGGAGGAGGAUGAGUUCUGGCUGGUCCAGUACCAGAGGCUGCUGGCCAUGAAGCCGGUGGGUCUGGCCGAGGCUGAGGCCAAACUGGAGCCGGGUGUGCAGGCCGUGCUGAAGGGUGCCAACGCCCUGGACCUGACACCGGUGUUUGCCCACAACUCCAUCACGUUUGCCCGCCUGGUAGACAUGACCGAGGAGGACGCCGCCAAGAUGGACAUCGGCCCGGCCACCUUCCGCAGCCUGCAGCGCGCCCUCCAGAACUAUCUGAAUGACUCCAAGAUUGGGGACCACACACCCUCUGCCCCCUGUGAGGAGGCAGACCCUUACUCCCCCAGCGCCCCCACGUUGGAGGGUGCCAAGGCUACCCCCAGCGCCCCCCUCCUGGAGGGGGAGCAAGGCGCUGUAUCUGCCCCGCCUCUGGACCAGCAGUUCUUGGAGUCUGAGUGUGUGGUGUGUCUGGACGCCGGCUGUGAGGUGCUCUACCUGCCCUGCGGCCACGUGUGUGUGUGCUCCAAGUGCUCCACCUCUCUGGAAAGCUGCCCUCUUUGCCGUGCUCCCAUUUUAUCAAGAAUUUUACUUACGUAUUAAUCGUUCUCUUACUGAGGUAUGUUUACCAAUUUGCUCACACUGCUCCAAUUAGUGGUCACGUCAGGGAAGAAACUACACGGGAGAGAUGAGUGAAGGUGUGACAGUGAGUGUUGUCUUAACUCACUGAACCCCAGCCUGUAAAUGCACAUUGCUACACCUCAAUCCCAGGCAUUUUCACCAAAUUUUUUUUAUCUAAAAUGGUCAGAAAUUUCAUAAAAACCAUGAACAGUAUAAAAACCCUUACUGUCAACAAAUUUGUCAGAAAACACCCCUACAGCAUUUGAAGGUCUCCUUCCAGGUCUGAUGUUUUAAACUUGGUGCACCGCCAGCUGUUGCCACGUCACUGUCGUGGUGUGUCUGGCCCAAGAUGCCACGAGAUGAUGAACAACAGCUGAAUGUAGGAGGACAAUGACCUGUGGGGCAUUAUGUGGGUGUGGUAUGGGUCUAGCGAGUUGCCCGCUUGGAAUAUUUUUCCGCCUACAUGCCCAUUCCUAGGCCGCUCCAUCGUGGCGCCACAACACUCGAUAGUGGGUGACGCAUUAUGUGUCGCUGGUCCCUUAAUUUCUUUUGAUAUUGAUGCAUCACGUGCGUUGUCGGGGUCCAGCGGGUUAAUGAAGAUUUGUAGCCCUUCAUUUUGUGAGUGGUUUGAUUUUAUGGUUCAGCUCAGUGUCUUAGAGAGGCUUUUCAGUGGUGUGAGUACUAAUUGGAGGUGUGUGUGCAAAUUACCAAGCAGACCCUACCUUAAUAGUUCUUAGGCAGGUAAGAGGAGGGACAUUGAAUGCUAAUCAACUGAUAGGCCAUAAAAACAUGAAUGCCUGUGAAGUAUAUCAAAAGAUGACAGCACAAAAUGAAUAUCUGAGCAGCACAAACCUUGAUCCAAGAGUCCAGGUGUUGGAGAAAUCUUUCAUAUUUCUUGCCAGGCACAGGAAUGAGAGGGAAGGUGCGGGUGUGUGUGCAGCCAUGCUCUGCUCCACUCAGGGUUGCCAAGCCAUUGUAGGAUGUGUUGUACUCACAUGCCACAUGCCAAAAAUAGCCUAACACAAAAAAUAUCAACCUGUGUGUUUCCUGCAAAAAUAAUUAGACUGCUAUUAGGGCACUGCUUCCAUAGGUCUAUGACUAUUAUAUCAGGGAACCAAGUUCUCGUCUACUCAUGACACAAGUCAAAAAUAGCUCCAAUAUUUGAAUAUUUACCACGUAACCUUACCAGCAGUAGCCCAGUCAGGUGGGAACACUGUGGCCCUGCCAACCCUGGCCCCUCCCUGGCCGACCACCCAACAUACAGGGCCAGGAGGACCCUUUGUGCAGUCAUCAUUCAGGUUUGCAUUGCCGAGUCAUCACACCACUCUAGUAUUUGCUGCUUCAUGGAGUGAGUGGUUGGGGUGUUUGAAUGCCUCUGUGAACAGUUAUGGACAUUAUUUUCCUACUAAAUUCCAGAAACUGUUGGAAAAAACAUUUGUAUAUUUUUUUCAUAUGCGAGAUACAGGCGUUUUAGACUGUAUCGAGAUAUUAUGAUCACGUUAUUUGUAUCUUUAAUUACCUGCAUACCUUUUGUUUUUUCAAAGUUUAUAUAGAAACAGUUAGACUAAGCAUCCCACAUUUACCAGUCCCAGGGAAGGCUUGGAAGACCAUGGACAGUGGAUGUCUUGUCACAUAUGUGUUAAUAUUUAUCCAUAUUUUAUUUUUAUAUGUUCUUGCUUUUAGAGUCUAUGAUGGUGUUACAGUGAUGAGAGAUUUUAUGUUCCCUGUUGCAUAUGUCAAGUAGCCCUGCGUCAUCUGAAUGGUCUUCCUUGAGGUGAAAAAUUCAAACUGAUGUAAGAACAUGCACCAGCAUGGAUGAGCCGGAUAAACUCAGGUUCGGUAAGCAAACAGGCAGGACCUGGCUCAUGGAUGGGGCAGAGGCUGGGUGGGACAGACUGAGCAGUAUGUAGCUGAGGCAAACAAUUGAAAGCUUUAAAUGGAGGUUAGAUUUAUAUAAGAAUGGGAAGGAAAUCAGGUGAAUGACCCAUCCAGGAGGAGCUGCCAAGUGUGGACUGUCUGGCCUUUUGUAGUCUCCUUAUAUCCAUAGGCAUCCUUGUAAGGGGAGGAGGUCAAGGAGGUGCCCACAAAGCUUGUAGCUUUAGCAAGGCGAUGGAUCCUACCUUGAAGUCUGAGGGUUUAAAGGGCAAGGCGACUAGCUCAAAGGGUCCCCAGGAGCAGCAUCGUGGGGCAGCGAUCCCCCCGGGGCGUGCCGAAGUAAUGGGUUGCUGGAUUGUGUCUGGCCACCAGUGUUAUGCUGCUGGGACAUGCUUGCCAGUUCACACGCAUCAUUCCAAGCAGCAUGCCUGGCAAGGGACAGAAUCUGGAGAAUUGGGCUGAAUUGUGUAUAUGAAAUAACAGCCAAGAUAAAGUUUGAUAUCAAGCUUUAUUUUGGUGGUAGGGUUUCCAGUGACAUGUUUUACUAAAUAUUGGGAAAAAAAUUACAUGAUCGUGGAUUUCAACAUAUCUUGGUAAUUAUUAUUUAUUGUUCCCUGUGCAGUGCAGCCUUUGGUGGCCCUGUGUGUGGGCAGCUGUGUUGGCGAGGCCCCUCCCAUGUACCUCUCACUGUGUCGUCACUUGUCCAUGGUCUGCCAAGAACUCUGCCACAACUUGAUACUUGCACACUUUUGAUCUGCCUGUUUACUCUUGUUGCUUGCCUACUGUAUAUAAAUAGAUUAUUACCAUUUUUUUAUACUGCUAGGAUAAGAUUGUAAGAAACUUAAAAGACCUACCUACAUGCCAAACAGUCGGUCAUUCACUUGUUAAGGUUGAAGAAGACAUGAGGAAAUACUCACCACCAUAAAUGUAUAAUAUCCUGUUAGGCUUAGCCUGUUGGUGCAUCAUUCCAGCAUCUCUUAUAAUGGAGAGAGGAGGUGUGGGAGUACUGAGAGGCAGCUGUACCAGCGUGGAGCAUGGCUGAAGGGGUCAGCUAAGCUUGGAGCUCAUGCUGUGUCCUUAUUCUUAAGCAAAGAAAAUUGAAUGUAAGCAAGCAUCUCAAACUACAUGAUUUGUGCUACCUUUACUUAAUGUGAGUUUUCAACAAGUGAAUGACUGUUCACUCAAACAGUAAUUUUAUACAUCCGGUGAGGUAAAGGUGAGGGACGGUCGGGGCACAGCCAAGUGUUGGGGCUCAUCGUCCGCCUGGCCCUCAAGCCUGUGGUGGGCAAGAGCCCGGUGCCACGGGAUGGGGCAUAGGAAACCUCACCCAGUGAGGCUAAUAUUAGAGUGGAAUAUCUAUUUACUGUUAGAUUUAUUAGUUUAUGGCUUUCUCAGACACUCAGGAUAAGCUAAGAUGUUCUUCAUUUUAAUCUGGAGAGUGCGAGGCUUGAAGCUGAAGUUCAUAGGGUCACACACCUUUGGGGCCGCCGCAGAACAGUGCGGCCAAACCCACACUGAGUCACUGGCGAGGCACACGGGAUGUACACGGUGUAUCUGUCAGUUUGUGUAAGCACUUUCAGUUAGUACUCCUGGCUAAAAAGUGGAAGAUUGAACUGAGGAAUAAAAAUGAACUGUUGUCAAAAUAGGAUCAAAAGCAUUCUUUAUCCCAGUGGCAGCCACUGGGGAGGAAGGGCUACACACGAGGGAUCCGAGGUAUCUGGGGGAAGGCCUGUACAUAUAGAAUGAUUCAAUUUGCCCAAUUACUGGGUAUUUUUUUGCAAACUCAUAUCAAUGCCCAUGAGGGGGCUGCCUGGGCCCCUACAGCAGGCCACUGACAGCUCAUGUUUAUAUGUACCUCAUUUCAGAUUUCUUGAGUAUUUUUUUUUCUUGCUAGGAGUAUUAAUUGCAAUGGUGCUCAGGUACUCCCUGCCACACUUUGUAAAGGCUGAAGCUUCUGGGUGGUGAGGGGACGAGUGUGUCCUGCGGGGUAAAGUAAAGCCAUGAAGCCGCCCCACGGCCCUGAGUAGACCCUUGGCCUCACCCAUGGUCCCCAGACCCUUCUCAGUGCAGCUCCUCAAGGAGAUCAACACUUUAAAGAAGCACAGGAAAAAAACACUGAACAUGUGUAUAAAAGUUAUUAUGAUUAUGAUUAUUACUUUCAUUAUCAUAUCUGGUAAUGAGUCACAUAAUUAUGUAGAAGGAGAGCUGUUCCAGAGCUGGAUUAAGAACUGUGAGGGCCUUGGGGAUCAGCAUUGUGUCGAGGCCUCUGAUCCGGCAAGCACAAGUGAAAUUUCUGAAGUAUUCACUCUGUCAUUCCUUUGAGCCAGACAGUUAAUUUGCUUCUUAGAACACUGCAGCAGCACAGGGUGGCAGCAGCAGCUGCUCCCCCGCCAGUGUUGGCUCUCAGUGAUGGGAGCCUCACGCUGACUCACCGCCGCCUCACUGGCAUCCAAGGCAGCGGCCACUCACUCUCCAUCACCUGGGUUAUGUUGAAGAUUUGGUCCUGAAAACCUUGCUGUCCACCGCUGGUCAAAGGCCUUUUCCAACAUUCUCGAUCUCUGUCUGAUGUGUGUGUUCUUCAUCCUGCUCUGGCAAAGGUUCUGUUUUCAUCCCCACUUGUCGUGGAAGCCUGCCCUGCCACACACCAGUGUUAUUCAGAGGCCAGGACUGCUUGGGGUGUUUACCAACACACAAAAGUGUUUGAUUUACUUACUUUCAUGCUCAGCUCCUGGUGAGGGACUCUGGCCGUGGGUUGUGUACGUGGAGGUUGUGGACCCCACGACUCUGUGCAGUCAUUUUAAUCUUCCAGUUAUUGCUCUCAUGCGUGAGCCUUUUGUAUCAGUUUAAAGAACAGCCAUGAUUAAUUUUUUACAAUAAUUUUAAGUUUUUUAUCUUGAAUUUUAGAACAAAAGACAUUACAUGAGUAUCUGUUUUAAGCAUUAUUUCAAUGGUUCAGAAUGUGGUGUAAGCAGAGAAAGCAUGAGUCUCAGCAAGGCUAACACACGAGUACGUUUAUGCACGCGGUACUGCGUACGUCAUUCCUAACUUUGUGUAUACUGUUGACGGCAGCCUUUCCCAGCCAGGGCCAGCUGACGGCCUGCACCACGAGACCCUUUAGGUUCACACUGAAAAAUGUGUAAUGUUAGAUGUAAGUACAAUUAAGUAGUGUGCAGUGUGAGGCUCUUCAGGAUAUACUAAGAUGGUGUGUACAAGUUGUGUGCCAAGCAAUCUGAGCACUAGUAUAAGCCAUUUUCUGCACCCACAUUUUUCACUAGACUUACUGGUGGAGGACACCGCCGGACCACUCAUGAGGUUGUACCGUGAGCCUUUGCAGCAGGGUUGUGGAGCAUGAUGGAAAAACUUCCCACUGUGACUAAGGAAAUUUUUGUAUCUCGGAUUCCAAAUCUGACACCGACUCCACAACCUUGCUUUCAAAGCUUGCCAGUGGUGACUACCCUGGACCACACACUAGCUAGUCACUCACAUCAAUGGUUGUUCAUGCCUUAUAUUUGUAACUCAACUAUGUACGUCAAGUAGGACGUUCCCAAGCAGCAUUUAUAUAUACAGGAUCAACAAAAAUAGUAAAUAUGUUUGGCUGGGAUUCUCAAAGUUAGUAUCUCAGUAACUUUGCUUUUUCAGCCUGGGCUUAUAUUCUCACGCUCUCGGCUCUCACAACAACUACAGUAAUCCCUCGUUUAUUGCGGGGGUUAGGUUCCAGAGCCCCCUGCGAUAGGCGAAAAUCCGCGAAGUAGCGACCUUAUAUUUAUUUUAUUAUUUAUAUAAUUUAUAUAUUAUAUUUUAUAUAUAUUAUUUAUAUAAGCACGCAUAUCUGUGAAUCUCGCCUCAACCCGUGUGAACAAGGUCACCCAACCACUAGUUUCUCAAAAGAUUCAAAGUUGGCUACAUUUCAUGGAAACUCAUUGAAAUUCAAGUCAGAAACUCAGUCACCAACAUGUUGGUUUCUCGUGUGGUUGGUAAGUUGUGGUCACAAGAAGAAGAAGAGCGUAUCAGCUGUUUGGUUCAGUAGCUCUCCAUGUAAUUAUUCCAGUACCGCAAAGAGUUCCACGAAACUAGAUUUUGAGCAAGUUUAGGACGUUAGUCUUGUUCAAGUGUAGUCAUUGCCUCAUCCUGUCUGGGUCCUCACUGCCAACUUCUCGAGCAUUUAAUGGUAGCAAGCUGCAACACACUCUCCAUUUGUCUCCGAGCUAACCACUGACGAACCAACAAAUGCUACGGUCGCUGAGCCAAUCAGCGACCAGGAUACAGAACACAGUGCUCUGGUUGGUCGCCUCCCAUCCAUCAGCCAAUAGUGUGCCGUGUACAAUCACACGUGGGCAAACUAGCUCAAGCGGAAGCAGGCGUAGCUGCGUUUUACACAUGUGCGAGUCUGUCUGUACUCAUCUGCUGUGUGCUGUGUAUUUUAUUUCAAUUUAAUAUGAUUUUAAUAUGUUCUUAUUAAUACUUUCUUAAUUUUUUUAUGUUGUUUACAUUUUUUUUAGGCUAGAAAAUGCUUCCUUUAAUUUAAAAAUAAGUAAAAUAAUAAAUAUAUUAAAGUACCUCUGUACCGCAAAAUCCCGCGAUAUAGUGAAAAAUCCGCGAUACGAAACUAAAUAUUUACAAUUUUAAAAUCCGCGAUACAGCGAGACCACGAUAAGUGAACCGCGAUAUGGCGAGGGAUUACUGUAUUUCCCAAGGCCGCAAAAGAAAUAAGUUUGGUUCUCAUGAGUGUUUUUCACAUUUAUGGUGCAAAAGCCUUGUCUAACUAUUCACUAGGCUUAUAAGACUAUCCAUGGAAAUACUAGCAACAACCUUGACAAGCCAUAUCACAUGUGGGUUGUGUGAAAUGUUAGAGAAUAUAGCCCUGGUGCAUUGCUGGGUGUGUCUGCAGGGGUGGCAGGGGGAGGCGAAGGGCGGAGGUGUAGUCGGGGGGAAAGGAUGUUACCCACGGCUCAGUAUCAAGUAAGAAAUUUGGGCAAGUCAAUUUUGUAAAGGUUAUUCAAAGGUUUAGGUAUAGUCUGGCUCGGCUAAAUGUGCGAUUGUUGACGGGGUCAGUGUAGGGGAUCCCCUUGUACAGCAUUGCCGCGUGUCUCCUAGCCCGCGAUGUAGAAAUGUUCUAAUAUAAGUAAAACCAUGGCAAAUAUGAUCAGCAAAUGUGCAUACACAUUUAAUCUUAGUAUCAUAAUGUAUGAAAGAACAGUUAACUUAUUAUGGAUAAGAUAUUUAUAAGCAUAUAAAGAAACAUAUCAUACAUAUUUUACAGUGUUGCUAAAAAAAAUGCUAUACUUAUUAUUGAGUUUCCCUUUCGUUUUGGGACGUGUAAGUAGUU
Molecule: messenger RNA, 9678 nt
Organism: Eriocheir sinensis (Chinese mitten crab)
Lineage: Eukaryota; Metazoa; Arthropoda; Malacostraca; Decapoda; Varunidae
Product: E3 ubiquitin-protein ligase LRSAM1-like
Exons: 2
Coding region: 108-2459 (783 amino acids)
Molecular function (GO): protein binding
Source: RefSeq, a predicted model, not a curated record